Hippocampus zosterae (dwarf seahorse) is the source of this 2326-nucleotide messenger RNA. It is a transcript of the gene npdc1a, whose product is annotated as neural proliferation, differentiation and control, 1a. Bases 280 to 1263 code for a protein of 327 amino acids. The record is from RefSeq and is a predicted model, not a curated record. Gene Ontology annotation, cellular component: membrane. NCBI's taxonomy places the organism in Eukaryota, Metazoa, Chordata, Actinopteri, Syngnathiformes, Syngnathidae. The transcript has 9 exons.
CCAAAGCUCAUACGCAAGCAGGCUGUCAGCCUCACACCCCCACCUCCUUUUCCUCCCCUGAAGCCCCGCUAUCUUUAGCACUGUCGCGGAUUACCGUGCACUGCGAGCCGGCUAGACGACCUGCUCCAUCGCUGUCCCAUAGCACUGAAGAGAGCUCUUUAAAACGAACUACACGGCGACAUCAAACCCCAAAAAGGAUGGGGGAAUGACUACAAAAUCCCCGUCCGCGGUUCUCCGUUCCCGACAAGACUACCAUCACCACCUGCGCCCCCAGCGACGAUGCUGCCGCUCUCCAGCCCGCGCAGCGAACACCAACGCCGGGCCUCGACGCUGCUUCUGGCCGCGGUCGUGCUCUGCGUCUUCCGCUCCGCUGCUAGCCUUCCAGCCAGAAGAACCUGCCCUCACCACAUCGACUGUGCCAAACAGGGACGCUACCUGUGCCGGCCUGGCUUCACCACCUGUGGCCCGUGCCUCUCCGUUCUGGUGGAGGAUGAGAUGGGUCGCUGCGUGAUCAAAAAGAGAUAUCGUCACCACGCGAAAGCGCCCGUCUACCCAGACCUGGAUGAAGAGAUUGAUUUCAUCCACUCUUACAUUGAAAAACAGGAAGUGUCCGCCAUUGAACCCCCUAAGACACAUUUGAAACCUCCAGUCGCCGUCUUCUCGGCCAACGGCGGAAGCAAGAUGGCCGCCUCCGAAGAGGGCCGGCCGGGCAACGUCCGGCCGCCCCACAACGGCACCGCUGCCGGCUCCGUCCGAGCGAGUCUGAGCAACGCGUCCACGCCGCAGCCCACCCGAGUGGACGGUCGAGCCGGCCCGCUCAUCCAGAACGCUCACAAGGACGACAAGAUCAUCAUCAUUGUCAUCUCCUUGUUCGUGGUGAUCGGCACCGUCGCAUUGAUCAUGGCGACCGUCUGCUACGUCAAGUUGCGGAAAGAAUCGCGAAUGGCUCAGAAGGUGGACUAUCCGGCCUUCAGGGGAGCGGGUGUGACCGCCGCCGCGGGUGCCGGGAAAUCGAUUGGUGAUAAAACGCUGGCGCAAAGUGCUCAAAUGUACCACUAUCAGCACCAAAAACAGCAGAUGCUUUCCAUUGGAAAUCACAAACCAGAACAGAAAGUCAUUGACUCCGAGAUCACCUCAGACGAAGAAGAGGGGGGAGACUUCACGGUGUACGAAUGUCCCGGACUUGCACCGACUGGCGAGAUGGAGGUGAAAAACCCUCUGUUUGACGACUCCACCAUGCAAUAUCAGGGGAAUCAAAAGUGAAAUGCUAAACACGCACGUGCAAACACUCACACUGCAUGCAGACAAAUGGAGGAAACCUGCCAGAAGACGAGAUGAUUAAAAAGAAAAAAAAAAUCAAACAAAAAAAAAAGGUAUUGUUUCUCGCUUUUGGCCCUUGACUAAUUCUUCCUUGCUUUCUCGAUGCCUCCCUCCUCCCGCUUUUUAUGACCCCCCCCCCCUGUGUAUUGUCGGGUUCUUUGUGGAUUUUAAGUCUUUUAACACAAAGGCUCCUCCUUAAGUUGUUGCUGUGAGCAUCCUGUCCUCAAAUUAAAUUUUAAAACUCUUUACGUUGCAAUUUCUCUCCCCCCGUCAUUUCUCUGGCUGUUUCCAAAGACGGCGACGCGAUAGCGGGAGUGUGUCGUAGCCCCAGACACACACACACACACACACACACACACACACACAGACAUGCGCUCGCAUAUGCUGAAAAACAGGUGCCCUUCUUUGUUUUGUCAUGCGUGACUUGAGGCUAAACCGCAUUCCGCGCAGGAAAUAUUUAACACAUCCCGUCUCUGAAAUUUUAGCCUCGCCGUUGCCGAUUUGAUUUUUGGUCACAUAAGCUGCACAUCAAAAUUUUAAAAUGUAGGGGGAAAAAAAAUAUAUAUAUAUAUAAUUUGUGUGUGCAUACACACACACGCAUGUAUAUAUACAUAUCAUACAAAUAUGAAGAAGUACUUGAUGAUGUCUGUUGCAUGGUUUGACCGUACCGUGUUUGAAUCAUGGCAAUGCAAAUCCGUCUGCCUCCCACUCUGUAUGCAGGAAAUGGAAUUUCCAAUCCAAGUGACUGCGAAGCAUAUGAAUGACAUUUUUGGGGGGGGGCAAGGUGGGGGGGGGGGAGUUAGUGGGCGGUGGCCGGACAGAUUAUAUUGAUAAAUGUGUCGUUGGUCAAUUUCACUCUCUUGUGUUGUUCCGCUCUGUCCUCUCGUCGGUCCCAAAGUGAACCUCCUGCUGCAAAAAUGUACAUAAAAGAGUGAAAGUGUUCACCUUUUAUAGAUAUUUGUACAUGCAGAAAAAGGAUCGGUAAUAAAACUUUUUACCACGCCAA